AUGGGGAGCAAUGUUUGCUCCACAACGGGGCCUUAUCAGCAACCUUUACCCGUGUUUGCCUGGCCCUCCAGCCAGCCCCUGGCUCCCCAGGACAAGGUCCGGCUGGCGGCGCUGGGCAGCGGCGCUGGCUCAGCACACAGCAGGAGCAGGGCAGCCACCCCCGCGGAGCUGUCCCAGCCCCGCAGCCAGCACCCCGUGAUGGAGCCUGGUGCUGAUGGCCCGGAGCAGACCUCGCUGCCGCUGGAGCUGAGCAGGUUCCAGCUCUCCGAGGAGUUCGGCUUCCUUCUUCCCCACCCGCUGGGUGGGAGAAGAUCCACAGCCUUGUGGCACUGUGAGCAGCCAGCCCCUGCACUAAGCCUCUGCCUCUCACCUCUCCCCAAGACAGAGCUGCCAGCAGCCUAUGCUCCCUGGAUGGAGAUUGCCCAGGACCUGCCCCAGCUGAUUGCCAGCCACCAGCUCCGCUCCCGAGUUCACCAGAUGCCGCAGCUGAGCACCCAGCAGCUCGGAGGGCACGAGGAGCUGCACUUGGCACACCUGGUGCUGAGCUUCAUCACCAUGGGCUACCUCUGGCAGGAGGGAGAGGAGGGCACUGUGAAGGUGCUGCCCCGAAACCUUGCUGUGCCCUUCUGGGAGGUGUCCCAGAGCCUCGGGCUGCCCCCCAUCCUCAGCCAUGCUGACUUCGUGCUGGCCAACUGGAGGAGGAGGAGCCCCAGCGGGCCUCUGGAAAUGGACAACCUGGACACCAUCAUCUCGCUGCCUGGAGGGGAGAGCCUGCGAGGCUUCAUCCUGGUCACCUUCCUGGUGGAGAAGGCAGCUGUGCCUGGCAUUAAGGCCAUCGUCCAGGCCACCCAUGCCAUCCUGCAGCAGGAUGAGGAGAGCCUGCACAGAGCCCUGCAGCAGCUGGCAGAGGCCAUCGGGGGCAUGAGCCAGGCCUUGAAACGGAUGCACGACCACGUGGAUCCAGCAGUGUUCUACGCCGUGAUCCGCAUCUUCCUCUCGGGCUGGAAGGACAACCCUGCCAUGCCGGACGGGCUGAUCUACGAAGGGGUAGCCGAGGAGCCCCUGGAGUACUCGGGCGGGAGCGCGGCGCAGAGCAGCACCCUGCACGCCUUCGACGAGCUGCUGGGCAUCCAGCACAGCCAGCAGAGCUCUGCCUUCCUGCACAGGAUGAGGGACUACAUGCCCCCAGCCCACAGAGCCUUCGUGGAGGAGAUCCAGCACGGGCCCUCCCUCAGGCAGCUGCUGCUGCGCUCGGGCUCCCCGCGGCUCCGCGCAGCCUUCAACCGCUGCGUCUCGGCCCUGGUGGACUUCAGGUCCUACCACAUCGCCAUUGUCACCAAGUACAUCACCCUGGCUGCAGCCAAGGCCAGGCAGGCAGAGCUGGGGGCCAGGGCUGGCCCCGCCCUGGGGAAGCCUCCAUCGGCGCUGGAGGCCAAGGGCACCGGCGGCUCCCACAUCUUCCUCUUCCUGAAGAGCAUCAGGGACAGCACCAGGGAAGGGCUGAUCCCGGCCUGACCUGCCCAGAGGGGCUGCGAGGGACUGCUCAGGGGGUGCAGGAGACCAGAGGGCUCCAGUGUGUGUCUGCAGGGCCCCUGCCACAGCCCAGCCACCCACAGCCUCCUCCCAGCAGCACCCUUCCUGCUGGUGCACAGCUGGGACACAGGGAAUGUGCUCCGGGCUAGAGAGAGGAGGGCACUGC
This is a messenger RNA of Dryobates pubescens (Downy woodpecker), 1699 nucleotides long. RefSeq names its product indoleamine 2,3-dioxygenase 2. The transcript is spliced from 10 exons. Gene Ontology annotation, biological process: 'de novo' NAD+ biosynthetic process from L-tryptophan. Gene Ontology annotation, molecular function: metal ion binding; heme binding; indoleamine 2,3-dioxygenase activity. Gene Ontology annotation, cellular component: cytoplasm. The coding region runs from base 1 to 1515 and encodes 504 amino acids. NCBI's taxonomy places the organism in Eukaryota, Metazoa, Chordata, Aves, Piciformes, Picidae. The record is from RefSeq and is a predicted model, not a curated record.